Drosophila guanche is the source of this 2575-nucleotide messenger RNA. RefSeq names its product lipase 3. Gene Ontology annotation, biological process: lipid metabolic process. The coding region runs from base 662 to 2254 and encodes 530 amino acids. Lineage: Eukaryota; Metazoa; Arthropoda; Insecta; Diptera; Drosophilidae. The transcript is spliced from 5 exons. The record is from RefSeq and is a predicted model, not a curated record.
GCUUGGCAAAUGCAAGCAAAUGAUCGUCGUGAACGCACCUGUAGCGCUUGUUGUAAUUUUUUGUGUUGAGACUUUCGUGCCAAACGCGUGUCGGUGAAGACGGAUGAAUAGCCUAAGCCUCAGCUGAAGGUUCUACAGACUUUGUGGUGUGCCGAACGGGAUAGGGAGCUGCUUUGAAAGUGAAAUUAGCAAACAAACCCGAAACAGUACUCAGUUAUCUCAAAGCAAAAAGUGUAUUUUGAGCAAGUGCAAAAUUUUGCGGAGAGUAAACUCCCAUAUCUGAUAAAUAAAUCUUUAUGGUACGCUAAGUGUCAAGACACGACUGAAUAUCCUACGGAAUACCCAAAUAUCAGCUGUGAAAACUGCGCUUUAAGUGCAAAAUUCAACCAAAAGGAUACCCAGCCAACCAGUGGCCAGACACAAAACACAUAACAGCUGGCAAGACGAUCUGUGACGAAAGCGGGAGAGAGAGAGAGCUGGAGAUAGUCGCGACGACGUAACCGUUACGCUUAGAUGCAAGCCAGGGUGCUGCAUUAGCUAAUUUGCCCCAUUUCGAGUGUCUGAGCGCAAUUGUCAGCUGUGAACGCGAGCGUUGUGUGAGACUGUGAGAGUGAGUGCUUUGCAUUUUCGAUCUGUGAGUGCCACUGGAUCCCCUUUUGCAAUGCGGGCAAGCGACUUUGCUUGCGGCCGCCUGCUGGUGGCCCUGCUACUGCAUUGCCUGGUGGCCCUGCAGGUGUGCGGUCGGGCCGGAGCCUUCACCCUCCUCUCGCCCUUCAGCUAUAGCUCGCUGAGCUUCAAGAAUCUGCUGAACUCGGUGCUGCUCUCGAGCAACGCAAACCUGGCCGGUGGGGGUAGGAACCUCAAGUCCGACGUGCUCGAGGAUGCAUCUCUCAUAACGCCCAAAUUAAUACGCAAAUAUGGCUAUCCAUCGGAGACACAUACGGUGGUAACGAAGGAUGGCUACAUCCUGGAAAUGCAUCGCAUACCAAAGAAAGGCGCGCAGCCAGUGCUGCUGAUGCACGGCAUUCUGGAUACUUCGGCGACGUGGGUGCUCAUGGGUCCCAAAUCGGGAUUGGGCUACAUGCUCUCCGACCUGGGCUACGAUGUCUGGAUGGGCAACUCACGUGGCAACCGUUACUCGAAGAACCACACCAGCUUGAACAGCGACUACCAGGAGUUCUGGGACUUUACCUUCCACGAGAUGGGCAAGUACGAUCUCCCGGCGAACAUCGAUUACAUCCUCAGCAAAACGGGCUACGAGCAGCUCCACUAUGUGGGGCACUCCCAGGGCACGGCCAUCUUCUGGGUGCUGUGCUCGGAGCAGCCCUCGUACACGCAGAAAAUUACCUCCAUGCACGCUUUGGCGCCCAUUGCCUACAUUCACGACAUGAAGAGCCCGCUCUUCCGCACGCUGGUGCUCUUCCUCGAUUUUCUAACAGCCGCCACACGAAUGCUGCGCAUCACGGAGUUCAUGCCCAACACAAAAUUCCUGGUGGACCACAGCCAGGUUGUUUGCCACGACAAUGCCAUGACGCAGGACGUCUGCUCCAAUAUCCUCUUCCUGGUGGCCGGCUACAACUCCGAGCAGCUGAACAAAACAAUGCUGCCCGUGAUGCUGAGCCACACGCCCUCGGGCGCUUCCAUCAAGCAGCUGGAGCACUUUGGCCAGCUGAUGAAGUCCGGACAUUUCCGCAAGUUCGACCGCGGCUAUCUGAGAAACCAGCUGGAGUACAACCGGAUUACGCCGCCGGACUAUGACCUGUCGCGGGUCAAGGUGCCAGUGGCCCUGUACUACUCGGUGAACGAUCUGCUGGUGUCCACCACAGGCGUGGACCGACUGGCCAGGGAGCUGCCCAACGUCAUCGACAAGUACUUGGUGCCCAUGGAGCGCUUCAACCACUUGGACUUCCUGUGGGCCAUCGACGUGAAGCCUUUGGUCUACAAUCGACUGGUGCGGAACAUUCGGCGCGUGGAGAACCACAAGGCGAAGCUGACGGCCAAUCUGGCCAGCUUCUUGGCCAUGCAGCUGCAGCGCCAGCAGCUGCAGAAUCAAAUUCAAAUGCAAAUGUCGCAGCUGUCGCCACCCAACGUUCACCUGCCCCAUGGCCUGGGAUUGGAGCUGAUCGAGACGACGACGACCCCAGCCACGGGAACUACAACCACUCCGGGCACGACCACAGCCACGGAGGAUGAGCUGCAGGUUGGAUUCGUAACCACCAGCAGCCCCGUGGACCAACUUUACGCGAGAGUUUGACGGCAAAAGCAUUGACUCCCUCUCGCUCCCAAUUUCAUAUGACUGUGAUGACAUUUUAACACUUACGCUCCAUCCACUCAACUCAUCCACUCAGGCAUCCCCUCUCCAAUCAUUAACAAUAAACGCAGCACGAAUCCCCUUACUUGAAUGCUUCAAAUGUCGAGCCCGAAACUGUUUAAUCAGAUCCAUUUUCAUCCCGAUUGCGGCACCCAUUUCUGCCUCUUUGCUUCCCCUAAUACUUUAAUUUAUGCGUACAAAUUAAUGAGUAAAUCGGAACGUAUGUUUAUGUUAUAAAAUAAAUAAAUGUAAGACAAAAUGAGA